Molecule: messenger RNA, 2074 nt
Organism: Archocentrus centrarchus (flier cichlid)
Lineage: Eukaryota; Metazoa; Chordata; Actinopteri; Cichliformes; Cichlidae
Product: heme-binding protein 1
Exons: 4
Coding region: 346-918 (190 amino acids)
Molecular function (GO): heme binding
Source: RefSeq, a predicted model, not a curated record
GAUCGAGGAGGAAGCGUUUCCAACUUGUGCCUCCGAAAAAAAAAAAAAAGAGAGAAUCAUCUGUUGAGAGUCUGUACUCACUGGAGCGAAGUGUGCGCCCUUUGCUGGAGGAGAGGAGCAUCUGGAUAUUGCUGUAAAUUACCUCUUGCAGUUCAAGGUUUUUCCAGGAGUUAAAGGACUACGUUAUAAUAAAUAAUAAAAUAAAUAAGAAAUAAGAAAAAAAAGAAAAAAAAACUGCCAUACUAGAGAGCAAGCUGUUUGCAACAAACAGAAAGACGAGAGGGAGGAGGAAAAAAAACAGAACUAAAGGAGCGGAGAGAGGAGAGGUGACUUGGCCGAAGCGACAUGUUUGGCAUGAUCAAGAAUUCACUCUUCGGAAACACCGAGGAGACGGAAUAUAAACUGCUCAGCAGCGAGACGAAGGAUGGCGUCAGCUUCGAGGUGCGACGGUAUGAUGGCGCAAAAUAUGCUGCUGUUUCGUCUGAGGGGCGAACCUUUGACCAGGUGACGGGAGAGCUAACGAGGAAGUUGCUCAUGUACAUUGGCGGAAGCAAUGAACAAGGUGAGGCCAUGGGUACGGCAGCUCCCAUCAUAAUCACGGUGUACCCACGGAACGAUGGGGUUUUCUCUCGCCGCUUGGUGGUGGCCAUCCGCAUUCCCUCCAGCUACCAGCAAGAACCCCCGACUCCCACCGACAGUGCCAUCAGGAUUGAAGAGAGACCCGGCAUGACCGUCUACGCCCUGCAGUUUGGAGGCUUCGCGGGGGAGAGCGAGUACAGAGCGGAGGCCCUGCGUUUGACACGCACCCUGGGCGAGACAGCUCCAUUUCAGCGCAAGCAGUACUUCUGCUCUAGCUACGAUCCGCUCAAGCCUUAUGGACGCAGAAAUGAGGUGUGGUUCCUGCAGGAAGAGCCAUAGUCUGUCAGAUUUCAGGCUGAAUUCUUUAUUCAGCCUCAAACGCGUCGUGUAGCCCUAAAACUGAUUUGGUUUCAGACAUCAUGCAAGUGGCCAGAAAUGUUCUAUGUGACAAUAAAUGAUGAAUGAAAUCAUACAUUAUAUAUGACUUUCAGAGAGGUCAGUUUUCAGCAAUCAUCAGUCCCGUGAUCUGUUGGCACAUUUUGUUACUUAAUGCAAGUUUGUCAUGUUAAAUUACUAACUGAUCAUUAGAAAAACUCAUUUGGCUGUUAUGUUAACACCGCUGAUUAAAGAGUCAGCAGCCUUUGAAUGUUCUUGUUCUAAACAAAAAUAAAUAAAUAAAUAAAAAUAAAGGUCAUUCCAAGCAGGAAACUGAUGCAAGCAAAGAUUUCAUAAAGAGUUGUGUACAGCUGAGAAAAAGGACAUCAGAGUCUGUGGUUUGGAAAAACCGAUGCUUCAAAUGUCCUCAGCUGGACUUUUUCAUUAUGUGAUGCUCUUAAGAGGAGGUCUGUGAAUCAAAUUGUCCCCACUGUUGUAAAAAGUCAUAUAUUUUUUUUUGACAGUUUUCAGUAUUCAAUAACCGAUUCUUUAAAAAUAAAUAGAUUAAUUAGCCAACUUUAUUGAACUUUACUGAUUCUCUGAUCAGAGGAGAUCUAAUGAUAAUUUUACCUUUAAACAUGAUAAACUUGUGUGGAGCAACAGAUUGAACAGGAGCACCGGAGAGAUGGUUGCUGAAAAUGAUCCUCUGUGUGUCCACACUGAUAUUCCAUUAAAAAUCAUUACUUGUUUAUGACUAAUGAUUAGAUAUUAAAUAUACCUAUGACAAAUCUGAUUCCUGUGAUCUCAUAUAAAAUUGAUAGAAAAUAUAAAGCAUUUCCUAGUGAACCCAAACAGUCUAUCUGUGACAGUUUGGUUUUCCAAGAUAAGGAAAGUACAUUCACCGGCCACUUUAUUAGAUACAUUUGUUCAACAGGUUGUUGAUGUAAACAUAGAAUCAGACAAUCAAUGGCAGCAAUUCAAUGCAUUUAGGCAGGUAGACACUGUCAUGACGACCUGCUGGAGUUCAAACUGAGCAUCAGAAUGGGGAAGAAAGGUGAUUUGAUGUGGCAUAGUUGUUGGUGCCAGAUGGGCUGGUCUGAGUAUUUCAGAACCUGCUGAU